GGCUCUGUUACCCAGAGCAGGAGAGAUCCAGCGGGUUAGAAUCGGCCAACUAAUUUACCAGCGGUAUUCCAGAGGAGCGAGAAUAGGCAGCAAACGCGUUUACACGAAUUCACCUUACAUAAUUCAUAAAUUAGGUGUUGCUUGCCUUGCAGAAUUAUCCGCGGCCCCGGUUUCCCAGCUUUCAGUAAUCCAAUUCUGUUGUUGACAUUAUGAAUGGUGUAGUUUGACAAGAGGCGGGUGCGGGGGAGGAGAAUUAAAACUUUUGAGCGGACUUGGUUGAUUCUCCGCCUGCAAACAGUUGGAUCGCUUCCUGCCGUGGCUUUGGGAAUCGGGUCUUGCCAGUGGCUCUGACCGCUCCGGAAAUGUCUUGGACCCACUGCCUGCGAUCUUUCCCGGUUCGGAACCGGGACCUGCUCGGAAUCGGAAUCCGUGCCGUCCACCCCUCUCUUCGGUACAAGUCGGACACCAGGUCGGCUGUGGAUCUGGGUGUCGUGACCAAGCAACCCGUCGGGGAUCAGAAAAGCGUUGGGGACAUUCCCAGUUACGGUUUACUCUCGAAUAUCUACUGGUUGUUCAUUAAGGGAUUCCACGAGAAAACACACGAAUUGCAGAUUGUGCAUAAGAAGAAAUAUGGUCCCAUCUGGAAAUCUUGUUUCGGAGAGCUCUCCAUCAUCAACGUGGCCGAUUCUGACAUGAUUGAGGAAAUUCUGCGACAAGAAGGCAAAUAUCCCAUCAGAGCCUACAUGCCUCACUGGCGAGAGUAUAGGGAGCUGAGGGGGCACACCUAUGGACCACUCUGUGAGUAUGGUCAAGAGUGGAACCACAUGCGCAGCAUGUUGAACCCCAAGUUGCUGAAGCCCAAGGAGGUGUCCAAUUACUCUCCAGCCAUUAACAAGGUGGUGACUGACUUUAUAACGAAGAUGUGUUGGCUGAGGCAGACCCAAGGAGGGGGACUGAUGGUGUAUGACAUCUCCAAUCAGCUCUACAAUUUUGCAUUUGAAGGAAUCUGCACCAUUCUGUUUGAAACAAGGAUGGGAUGUCUGGAAGAAACCAUUCCUGAGGAGACACAGAAGUUUAUUGCAUCUGUCUUUGAGAUGUUCUACUGCUCAGCUUUAAUCGUCUUCUUUCCCAAAGCAAUAUGGAAAUACAUUCCCAUUUGGAAAAGGUUUAUAGCUGCGUGGGACUAUAUCUUUUAUAUCACUGAGAAGCUCGUCAACAAGAAGAUGAAGGAGGUCCAGGAAAAAAUGGAGAAGGGAGUUGAAGUGAGUGGGGAGUAUCUCACAUACUUGUUGACCAACACCAAAAUGACACCCUUGGACAUCUACGGCAGUUUGUCUGAAUUACUGUUGGCUGCAGUGGACACGACAUCAAAUACAACCUCUUGGAUCCUGUACAAUCUGGCAAAGGAGCCAGCCAUUCAGCAAAAACUCUAUGAAGAAAUCAACAGCAUUAUUCCAGGAGACCAAAUUCCACUCGCCAAGGAUUUCAGCCACAUGCCCCUGUUGAAAGCGGUGGUCAAAGAAACCCUUCGGUUGUACCCAGUGGUACCUGGCAAUGCUCGUGUAGUAACGGAGAAGGAGCUCACGGUUGGAGGAUACCACUUUCCUAAAAACACUCUCUUCCACCUCUGUCACUAUGCUGUGUCUCUGGACGACCACAUCUUCAAGGAACCACAGCGCUUCCAGCCCGAACGCUGGCUCCGUGGCAUGGCUGGAGUGAAGAAGCCUCACCCCUUUGCCUCCAUCCCCUUUGGAUACGGCACCCGUUCCUGUCUGGGGAAACGCGUGGCUGAGCUGGAGAUGUACAGUGUGAUCUCGCGGCUGAUCAAGCACUUUGAAGUCCGACCAGAUCCUUCGGGAAAAGAGAUUACAGCCAAAACCAGAACUCUGCUUGCCCCCGAAGGCUCCAUCAACCUGCAGUUCAUCGACAGGGUGUGACUGACAUCUCAACUCUUUCCUGUCCUUCUCCCCAGUUCCAUCUUUUGAGGUUAGCAACUCUUGUCAGACCAGACUAAUAAACACAUCAUCAAGGCUCUCACUAGGCUCUAUGUGCCUCUUCCACCAACCCCCCCCCCCCCAGAGCCUCCCUCCAUUUCCCAAUACAGUUGAAAGUUCAAACGUUAAAAGCAAAUUCAUUAUCAAACUCUGUAUACCAUAUGCAACCUUGAGAUUCAUUUACUUGCAGACAUCCACAGGGAAAUAAAGAAAUAAAGCAGAAUCCAUGGAGAAACCAGGUAGACUCCCUGAGAGUGAGCCUACCAGCUGUGGGGUCAGUUGAGCAGUAAGGUGAGUGAAGCCGUCCACGGCUCUCCAGCCGCCCAGUGUCUGUUCCUGAACCUGGUGGCGUGAGACACAAGGCUCCUGCACCUCCCACUCAAUGGUAGUUGCAAGAAGAGAGGGAGACGGGUCAAACACAGGGUGGGCUAGGGUGGGGGAUCUUGGUGGCAUGGAGUAGUGGGGCUGAGCUACCCGCUUGUUUGCUGUUCUCGGGCCUCGACGCUUUAAUCUGGCUUGAAGACCCCUCCCCCCCCCCGGUGAUGUCUGACCUUGGUCUGCUUUAAGGCACCGUACCAAGGUCACGUGGGCAAGGACAUCACUCGGUCCUUUGGUUCAUUGGCACCAUUUCUUUCAGGUGUGGAUUUGGUAAAUUGAUUGAUUCUUGUCAGGUCUACCGAGGUAGAGUGAAAAACUUGCCAUCCAUUUCAUCAGAUUAGUACAUUGAAGCAGGAAAAAACAGAAUGUAAUGCUACAGUUACAGAGAAAGUGCAGUGCAGGAGACAGUGAGGUGCAAGGCCAUGACGAGGCAGACUGUGAGGUCAAGAGUCUGAAAGCACCUACCACCAUGAUCAAGGACAUCUUCCGAUCUGCUGUUAUUAGACUCUGUCCUCUGGGCUUCAACUUUCAUUCUUUGACCUCUGGACCUUGAGGCUUUGACCUCCAGUCUUCAGCUUCUGUACUCGCCAGGACUCACCCUCAAUACCUGCCAAUCACCCUCGUGCCUCCAAAACCAGGACUCACCGACCUUGGACCUCUGAUCCCAGAAACACUAAUCAGGAACCAAGUGUCACAUAUCCGUAUAGUACUUUCAUACUCUCACCCAGCAGCUCUCUCACACAGCAAUCAUAUGUUAUACAGCUUUGGGCUCUGGUUGAGAGUUACAUGUUAACCUGUGAGUGCAGAUGAAGUCAAUUGAUAGUCAAAAGCUAACUUUGGGCCUGAGAUUCCUGACUUGUAUUUUCAGCCUGUGUACCAUGAAUGUUAGAACAUAGAACAGUUCAGUAUUCGGCCAUUCAGCCCACAGUGUUGUGCCAGACCAGAUAGAAAUCAAAUCAAAAGCACCCAAACACAAAUCCCUCCCACCUACACCAGAAGGAUAGGAGGAUAGGCUGCUCCUAUCCUUCCAUCUUCUUUACAUCCAUGCACCUAUCCAAAAAUCUCUUAAAAUUCUCUGAUGUAUUUGCCUCUAUACCAGGCAGCACUUUCCAGGCAUCCAUAACUUUCUGAGUAAAAAAACUCAGAAAACUCCUAUCCUCUUUGAACCUACCCCCUCUCACCUUCAAUGCAUGCACUCUGGUAUUAGACAUUUCUACCCCGGGAAAAAGGUACUCCCUGUCCAUUCUAUCUGUGCCUCUUAUCAGCUUAUAAACCUCUUUCAAAUCUUCCCUCAGCCUCUGACGCUCCAGAGAAAAUAACCCAGGUUUAUCCUGUUUCUCAUGAUAGCACGUGUCCUCUAAACCAGGCAGCAUCCUGGUAUACCUCUUCUGCCCCCUCUCCAAAGCCUCAACAUCCUUCCUACUGUGGGAUUACCAGAACUAUAAGCAAUAGUCAAGGUGUGGCCUGACCAGAGUUUUAUAAAGUUGCAACAUAACCUCCUGACUUCUGAACUCAAUGUCUCGACUAAUAAAAGCCAGCAUUCCAUUCGCCUUCUUAACCAAGGAGCUGUGAGCCUAGAUCCCAGUAUCUCUCUGCUCAGCAACACUGUUAAGGAUCUGGCCCAUAACGGUGUACUGUCUUCUUGCACUUGCCCUACCGAGGCGCAACACCUCACAUUCACCAUUUCACUGCUGACAUCUGUAACUCAUCUAUAUGUGCUGUUUUCUUUGCCAGUCUUCUACACUAUCUACAGCUCCACUGAUCUUGGCAUCAUCCACAAAUUUACAUCAUCCACCCAUCUAUAUUUUCAUCCAGAUCAUUUAUACAUUAAUCUUUUUCUUUGUUAUCUGUUAGGUCAAAAUAGAAAGCAAAAGAAUAUGAGAAUUUUUAAUUAUGUGUUAACUCUUUAAUUUGCCUGUAGUUACUGAAUGAUGUUUAUCUAGAAAAUGUACGUGUGUUUACUUUCCCUUUUAGGACAAUAAAAUUAGAGUCAACUUUAUGAUCACUGA
Messenger RNA from Hypanus sabinus (Atlantic stingray), 4381 nucleotides. Its product is annotated as sterol 26-hydroxylase, mitochondrial. Gene Ontology annotation, biological process: cholesterol metabolic process; cortisol metabolic process; cellular response to peptide hormone stimulus. The record is from RefSeq and is a predicted model, not a curated record. NCBI's taxonomy places the organism in Eukaryota, Metazoa, Chordata, Chondrichthyes, Myliobatiformes, Dasyatidae. Gene Ontology annotation, molecular function: monooxygenase activity; oxidoreductase activity, acting on paired donors, with incorporation or reduction of molecular oxygen; iron ion binding. The coding region runs from base 363 to 1937 and encodes 524 amino acids. The transcript has 9 exons. Gene Ontology annotation, cellular component: mitochondrial inner membrane.